Molecule: messenger RNA, 711 nt
Organism: Cordyceps militaris CM01
Lineage: Eukaryota; Fungi; Ascomycota; Sordariomycetes; Hypocreales; Cordycipitaceae
Product: NAD(P)-binding domain
Exons: 1
Coding region: 1-711 (236 amino acids)
Source: RefSeq, a predicted model, not a curated record
AUGUCUUCUCGACACAUUGCUUUCCUUGGCGCUUCCACUGGCGUUGGUCUUGGCGCUCUCAAGCACUCCCUGAAAGCCGGCCAUCAGUGCGUCGCCCUCUGCCGCGAGCCGAAGAAGCUCGACGACCUCCAGGCCCCCAACCUCAAGGUUGUAAAGGGCAACGCCCACGACCUGGCCAUUGUCUCCCGGCUCAUCACCGCGCCCAACGGCACCUUUGUCGACGAAAUCAUCACCACUAUUGGCGGCAAAUUCUCCACGGCCAAGAUGGGCAUCGACCAGCCCCAGGUCUGCGAACUCGGCAUGGACACGCUGGUCGCCGCCAUCACCGCCCUCCGCAAAGCCGGCGUCACGGGCGCGCCGCACAUUGUCGCCUGCAGCAGCACCGGCGUGUCCAAGUUUGGCCGCGACCUGCCGGUGCUCAUGCUGCCGCUGUACAUGGCCCUCAAGGGCCCGCACGCGGACAAGGUCAAGAUGGAGGAGAAGCUGCUCGCGAGCGGCGAGCAGUUUACCGUGGUGCGCCCCAGCCUGCUCACCAACGGCGAGUCGGAGACGGUGGUCCGCGCCGGCAUUGAGGACCCCAAGACGGGCUUCGAGUCCAAGGCGAUUGGCUACACAAUCUCCCGCGAGGAUGCGGGCAAGUGGAUUGCCAGGAACCUGGUGCAGGACAUGGAUGCGGCUUAUAUGGAUAAGAUGGUCGUUAUUACAUACUAG